Molecule: messenger RNA, 1329 nt
Organism: Zingiber officinale
Lineage: Eukaryota; Viridiplantae; Streptophyta; Magnoliopsida; Zingiberales; Zingiberaceae
Product: probable E3 ubiquitin-protein ligase RHC1A
Exons: 2
Coding region: 273-1118 (281 amino acids)
Biological process (GO): protein ubiquitination
Cellular component (GO): cytoplasm
Molecular function (GO): ubiquitin protein ligase activity
Source: RefSeq, a predicted model, not a curated record
UCGAUCUCCAGUUCUUCAUUCGUUGCUCGAGUUCUGUUUCUUGGGUCUUGUUAGAACUCGAAGGUUUGAGAAAAGCCGGUUUUUACUUCAGUUCGUCUUUUUGUUUUCGCCUCUUUGUCGAUGGGUUGAUGAUUUACUAUGAUUUCAAUUCUUGCGCUUCGUAUUAGACAAGGAAAGUAAACUGAGGUUUCUUGAUUCAAGUUUCUAUCAUAUUCAUGUCGGAAUAUACUAAUUUAGGUAUUGUGUGAGAAGUCAGUAGAAGAGGGUGGAACAUGUCAAACAAUAUAGCGACGCACUGGUGUUUCCAGUGCAAUCAAAGAGUUCGACCUCGUGAGAGGAACGUGGUAUGUCCCAGUUGUGAUUCUGGUUUUGUAUUAGAAUACGAUGUGAUGGAGGUCACGGCGAGCCAUUUCCAUCAAUUGGAUUUGGAUGGAGUUCAGGAUCAGUUGGUCAGGUUGAUGGAGGCCAUCUCUACCUCGAUGAGAGAGGGAAGGGUAGGAAGGAGACACCAGGGUGGACUCGUGAGAAGAACCUAUACCAAUUCAGACUUCGGUAUGGAACUUGGCCCAUCACCACGGUUAGCCUUCGGGGGACAAGUCCCUUUCCAUCCAUUUGAUGAUCGUGCGUUGGAAGAACUUCUCAAUGAGCAACACAGUCUUGGAGUUCGACGGGCUGGCAUGCCGGAUUAUUUUGUUGGACAAGGGUUGGAUGAACUGAUCGAACAUAUGAUGUCGAAUGAUAGGCGUGGUCCACCGCCUGCCUCGCAAUCAUCUAUUGAUGCUAUGCCCACCAUAAAAAUUAACCAGAGACAUCAUCAAGGAGAGUCACACUGCCCUGUCUGCAAAGAGAUGUUUGAAGUAGGAUCUGAGGCCCGAGAGAUGCCAUGCAAACAUUUGUACCACACCGAGUGCAUCAUCCCGUGGUUAGAACAACAUAAUUCUUGCCCUGUUUGCCGAUUCAAGAUGCCUACUCGAGGUUCUGGCAACCGCAGGAAUAAUCAAAUCUUAGGUAGUAGUAGCAAUAGUAGUUCAAGAAACAGAGGACGUCGUCUCAGGAAUUUGUUUUCCUGCUUGUGGCCUCUUUGCUCUUCAAGCUCUAGUCGAACUCGGUCAGUGUAAGAAACCAUUCUGCUAUGCUUUUACAUACUAUUGAGUUAAUUGUUGUCGAUAGCCUUAAAUACUGAUAAUCUCUGGCCUUGUUGAAGUGUGUAGUGUUUGUGUUUCCAUAUUGUCUAUAUUGUUGGAAAGGAAGUAAUUCAUAACAAAUAGCCAAAACUGCUUGUUGAUUCAAAUAUUCAAGUCAAUGAUGUCAGCUUCAAGCUCUAUAUCA